This is a messenger RNA of Paecilomyces variotii, 1053 nucleotides long. RefSeq names its product transcription initiation protein. The record is from RefSeq and is a predicted model, not a curated record. Gene Ontology annotation, cellular component: transcription preinitiation complex; nucleus. Gene Ontology annotation, molecular function: RNA polymerase II general transcription initiation factor activity; TBP-class protein binding. The transcript has 2 exons. NCBI's taxonomy places the organism in Eukaryota, Fungi, Ascomycota, Eurotiomycetes, Eurotiales, Thermoascaceae. Gene Ontology annotation, biological process: transcription initiation at RNA polymerase II promoter; transcription preinitiation complex assembly. Bases 1 to 1053 code for a protein of 350 amino acids.
AUGGCGACUGUGGCACCAGGAGCGAGGGCGGAUCAAACGCCAUGGAGGAAAAACCUCUCCAAUCACCUCAUCUGUCCUGAAUGUAAAGAAGUGCCACCCAAUCUGGAGUUCCCCGACUCGCAUGAGACAGUCUGCGGCUCCUGUGGGUUGGUCCUUGCGGACCGUGAGAUAGAUAUGCACUCUGAGUGGCGUACCUUCUCCAAUGAUGACCAGAACAAUGACGAUCCUUCUCGUGUUGGAGAUGCAGCAAACCCGCUUUUGAACGGAAACCAACUUGAGACUCAGAUCGCCGGUGGAGCUUCCGGUCAGUCUCGGCAGCUGUACCGUGCCCAGAACAAGCAGUCCAGUGAGAAGACCAACAAGUCACUCUUGGCAGCUUACAAGGAGAUUGGUGCCCUCUGCGACGGUUUCAAUAUCCAGAAGAACGUGGCCGAUACGGCGAAGUACCUGUUUAAAAUUGUGGAUGAUGCGAAAGCCUUCAAGGGAAAAUCGCAGGACGUGAUCAUCGCUGGUUGCAUCUUCAUUGCCUGCCGUCAGUGCAAGGUGCCUCGGACGUUUACCGAGAUCUUUGCUGUGACCAAGGUCACCAGGAAGGAGAUUGGCAGAAUCUACAAGGCACUGGAGAAAUUCUUUACGGCACAGAACUUGGAGAGGAUCAACUCUGUUGUUUCUAAUGGAGGUGUUCCUGAUCCGAAUGAGACCUACACUGCAACCACCUCGACGAAGCCGAGUGAUCUGUGCAACCGUUUCUGCAACUUGUUGGAUCUUCCGUUCCAAGUCACCAACGUCUCGUCCGCGUUGUCUGACCGCGUCACCACGAUGGGAGACCUCGCCGGACGCUCUCCUCUGUCGAUUGUUGCUGCUUGCAUAUACAUGGCAUCAUAUCUUAUGGGCCAGGGCAAGACAGCAAAGGAGAUCUCUCAGGUGGCACACGUUAGCGAUGGCACUAUCCGUGGUGCCUACAAGCAACUCUAUGCCGAGAGGGAACGCCUGAUUGACCCUAACUGGAUCAAAGACGGUAAGGGAGACAUGAAGAACCUUCCUCCCAGCUGA